Molecule: messenger RNA, 1104 nt
Organism: Colletotrichum lupini
Lineage: Eukaryota; Fungi; Ascomycota; Sordariomycetes; Glomerellales; Glomerellaceae
Product: electron transfer flavoprotein domain-containingprotein
Exons: 1
Coding region: 1-1104 (367 amino acids)
Cellular component (GO): mitochondrion
Molecular function (GO): flavin adenine dinucleotide binding; electron transfer activity
Source: RefSeq, a predicted model, not a curated record
AUGCUAUUCCUUGCUCGAAGAGCCGCUGGCAGCGGGGCUGUCGCAGCGUCCAGGGGACUCUCGGGGUUCCGAUCUGUAUCGAGAAGAAGUCUGCUGUCGACCCUCGCCAUUCUGGAGCAGAGAGAAGGUCAAUUGAACCAUGGCUCACUGAGCGCCAUCACAGCAGCAAAGAAGCUGGGAGGAUCCAUCCACGGCUUUGUAGCGGGAAGCAACAUCAAGGGUGUUGCCGAUGAGGCGGCAAAGGUUGAAGGUGUUGAGAAGGUCAUUGCAGUCGACAAUGCCGCGUAUGACAAGGUAGGCCAUUAUUGUAGAAUAUCGACAAAUUGUAAGGUUCCGGAGCUGACAUUUCCGUACUUGCAGGGUCUCCCCGAGAACUUCGCACCGCUGUUGGUCGAGAACAUCAAGAAGGGCGGCUACACCCACAUCAUCGCUGGACACACUGCCUUUGGAAAGAACUUGAUGCCCCGCGUUGCCGCCAUGCUGGACACGCAGCAAAUCUCCGACAUUACUUCGAUCGAGGGUGAGAACACCUUCGUCCGCCCAAUCUACGCCGGCAAUGCCAUCGCGACAGUAGAGUCAUCCGACGAGAUCAAGGUUAUAACCAUCCGAGGCACGGCCUUCCCCGCGGCCGAAGUUGCUAGCGGCUCAGCUACGGUGGAGGAUGGCGUUGAUCCCAAGUCUGACUCUGCUACUGAGUGGGUGUCAGAGGAUCUUGCCAAGUCAGACAGGCCGGACCUUGCUACCGCUGGGAGGGUUGUCUCUGGCGGCAGAGGCCUCAAGUCUAAGGAGGAGUUCGACAAGGUCAUGCUGCCCCUGGCCGAUUCUCUGGGUGCUGCUGUUGGCGCCUCCAGAGCCGCUGUUGAUAGCGGGUACGCUGAUAACAGCUUGCAAGUUGGACAGACUGGCAAGGUCGUUGCACCUCAGUUGUACCUGGCUGUUGGCAUUUCAGGUGCCAUCCAGCACUUGGCUGGUAUGAAGGACAGCAAGGUCAUUGCCGCCAUAAAUAAGGAUGCUGAUGCCCCUAUUUUCCAAAUCGCGGACGUUGGGCUCGUGGGAGAUUUGUUCGACAAGGUGCCAGAACUGACCGAAAAGAUCAAGCAAUAA